Molecule: messenger RNA, 3015 nt
Organism: Mercenaria mercenaria
Lineage: Eukaryota; Metazoa; Mollusca; Bivalvia; Venerida; Veneridae
Exons: 11
Coding region: 413-2107 (564 amino acids)
Source: RefSeq, a predicted model, not a curated record
GAUUUAUCAGGCAUGAGAUAAGAAAGGAUUGGAGGCUAUUUUCUUUUUAUGUAUAGUUUAUCAGAUAGCUACAAUUUAUUUGAUGAACUUAUCGAUAUAUUAUCAAAUAAUAACAAGUGUACGUUUCACUUGUAUACGUCAUGUUGAUUAACGCAGUUUUCUAUGACAAAAUAUUAAGUGAAAGAAAUAUUUGAAAAUAAGCGAGGCAUCAUAUAGGUUUAAAAAGGAAAUACAGACAGCGGAUACGCAACAUUAUGAGCACAGAAAAUGCACACAGGAAAUGCACAUAAAAACUACAACUAAGAAUUCUCAGGGCAGUCAGAAGUGGACUAUAUCUGUGAAUUUAAUUUUGUAUACCAAAUUACUGCCACAAGAACUGUGCAUAGAUAGCGUUCCUAAAUAUCAGAAAUAAAUGGAAUAUAUUUUGCCAAGGGGAAGGAUCUACUUUCUCAUCAUUUUUCAAAUGGUCAUAUUUCUAUAUACAAAACUGUUAGCCGCUGAACCAAUGUGGGUGUGGACACAAGGCUGUUUUCAAGCGAAUGUCCCUCCAGAUGGUUUUAAUAUGUCGUACAAUUUACCACAUACGUGCAUUGAAAGUUGUGGACCACAGUCUAUGGUCGUUGCUUUACAGGGAAACAUAUGCAGAUGUGAGCUCAAAUCUAAAAAAUUUAGUAGGACUUCAUCUUGUGCAUCCUGUGAACAUAAUUCAGUGGUAACGUGUGGCAAUAUCAGUGGAGGACAUUGGUCACUUUACAAGAAAGCUAAGCUACAGGAACUUGCAGCACGUGGUAUACAAACGAAUGUUACUGGUUGUGUUGUUAACAAAAAAGGACAAUAUCGUGUUGAAAACUGCAGCAAAAGAGGGAUUAAAAGUCUCUGUAAAAAUCCGCUUUUCAACGGAAAAGCAAAUUGCGACAGCAAAGCAGGGAAAUGGUCACCUCUUUCUUGCUAUAACUCUUACGAUAAUCUACUGGACAGGUUUGUUAGCGUGCAGGGUUGCCGACAGGAGUAUUGGAUUGGUUUGUUUUCUUUAGACGACCAAUUAUCACAUUCUAUGUUAUCCGAUUAUCCACAAUUGCCGUUGACUCCAAGAUCUUCCUUUCAAGCAGAAUCGAGUGUUUUACUAGCUUCAGUUACAGACCGGAUGACAUCAUAUUUUACGGACGAAUCUUCCGAAGUCAUGUUUUCUUCGCCUUAUGAUACAUAUGUUCAUACUGAGCCAUUGUCAACACAUUUGACGCUUGUCACUGAAAGCAGUGAGACACAUUUGAGUAAAGUACUAAGCAUAUUGCCGACAACACAAAGAUACUCUGAAACAUCAUCAGAAACUUCAAGCUAUUUAUACAGUUCUUUCUCAGGUACAUCACCUCCACAUAUAGACCCGUCAGUCACUUUUAUCACUGAAAUCUUAUCAAGCUUACCAGUUCUAUCACAGUCUGAAUUACAUUCCUCAGUUACUCAUUCUAUGUCAAAUAAAAUACUAUCUAUUGCUGUAAACACAUAUAUUUCACCAACAAAUGCAAUGUUAGAAAUAUCCAGCAUCAAGUAUAGUUUUACAAGUACUUCAAUGACAUCUAUAGUACCAUCAAGAACCGACACAUAUCGAGCGGCUUCAGAAUCAUCGUUUCAUAGUUCUGUGUUAUCAUCGCAACGAACAGAAAUGGAUGGAAUUUCAACAGCAGCGGUACUUGCUUCGUCAAUAGUCACGCCAGUACCUCAACAGAUACCGCCGACGCCAUCGUUUAUUACACAGAAAUAUAGUUCUGAAACAGAUCUGGUGGUCGCCGUAGCUGUGGUUGGUGCCAUAGCAGCAUUUUCCCUAGCUGCUGCAGGAGUUAUGUUUGUGUACGUGAAAAGAUCACUGAGCAACCUGAAGAAAAUUGUAAACAGAACUACCACCUUCACUGACGAUCCUCCACAUCUGAGCAGAGACAGUUCCCUGGAGGGCUUUGAUGAGACUCUACAAAGAACCAACACCUACAGUGAUUUACAGGGGACAAGUUUUUGUCCAAGAGCAAUAAGGUCCGAUUUUCGUAGUCACAGAUACAGGCCACCGUUUUGGUUCAAUAACAGACCAGCCAUGGAAAAUGAAAAUGUGCCAUACUAACUUAAAGAUAGAAUCAUUGUUUUCUGUUACAUGCAUAAGUCAAAACAUUUAACUACCGCGAGGUAAUUUAUAAUCUUAAUAUACCAGAAGAGUUAGUAAACAUGAAAAUAGAGGUACAUAUUAAUAAUAUACCUUAGACGUAAGUCUCUAAAAUCAAUAUGUAUAAUAUGUUAUCACAUAUCUUUAAAUAUCAAAGGACUGUCGCUUCAUGAACAAAACCUUUUGUAUUGGCAAUACACUUUUUAUUAUUUAAUUUCCUUCAAACAAAAGGUCAUGUUUAUUCUCUAUGUAAAAACUUCUUUUUUUCUCAAUUCAUCAUGAUUUCAGGCAUUUCUGAAGCAUGUCUAGACACUUCUUUAUGGAGAGUACGUCACCGUGACGGAUUUGUCUUAUACAUUGUAUUGUCAUUAGGGUUAUGUAAGUCUUUUACAAAGAGUAAUUUGCUUCUAGUUGUUAUAUCAGCCUACCCGUAUAUAAGAAUGAAAAUUUGUAAAGACAUAAAACCUUAUUCAGGCACGACUUUAUAAGUACGAUGAAUCGUUGAUAGAUAGAUCUGUGAAUAUUUUGUCAUGAUAAUGACAAAGAGAACAUGUUUACCAAUUGAUACUGUUUCUGCACGUACCAAAAUACCAGUAGUUUUCACUUUAUCACAAAUGCAAUUUUUAUCAUAAUAGUAUUGAAAUCGUCGGUGACAAACACAGAUUUUCUGCACCAAACAGGAUUGGGGUAGAGGUAUGUAACCAUACUAAGACUCCAGCCUUUGAGUUCGACAGACAAGGGAAUCAUUAUAUUGACGAGACCAUGUUGCUUCAAAAGCACAGGGAUUAAUAAGAUUAAUCUAUCUAUUUAUUUAAGCGUUGUUGUUUUGAAAAUAAAAAAAAAAAGUAUUAUAAGAAGUUGGUAUUCUU